CGCUCCCUCCCUGCUGACGCCAUGCUCCAGUUCCUCUUUGGAUUUACUCUUGGCAACGUGGUGGGAAUGUAUCUGGCUCAGAACGAUGACAUACCAAACCUGGCUAAAAAGCUUGAAGAAAUGAAAAAGGACGUGGACGCCAAGAAGAAACCCCCUAGUUCGUGAGGCCGACUCCAGGACUGCCUUCUGGAUAAACUGAUUCUCCUGUUCUUGAGGGCCUCCUUUACCAUCUGAACCAAAAGCUUUUGUUUUAAUCUCCAGCCUCAGCAGUUUUCUUCUUUGCUAGACCCUGCAUUGCCUUACAGCACAAAUGGAGCCACAAGUAAAGAACAGCCCUUACUUUUCCAACAUCCUCACUUCUUCCCUUCCUCCUUCUAGCCACGCGGGAGGUCCUGAGAAUGGAAUUAUGGUGCUAGAUUAGUAAACGUGACCUUUAAUUAGCAGUCUCUCCCUUAUUCUUCAAGAUUUCUACUACCAUUUUCAAAAGAAAAAUUGAUGAGUUUUGUAUAGCUGAUGAGAUAUAAAUAAUGCUGAUUUCAUAGUCCAGCAAUUAUGUUGGGUAUUUAAACAGUUGGUACUAAAUUAUGUUGUUUCAAAGUAGUAAUUAAAGUGAAACUCUAGAAGCCAGUUUCUGGUAAAUUAUCCACUAUUUAUCUUGCUGUCAGGAAGCUUCAUAGUUGCUGAUUUAACCAAUAAAUCAAUUUGCUGUUCAUUAAAAA
Messenger RNA from Hippopotamus amphibius kiboko, 719 nucleotides. RefSeq names its product short transmembrane mitochondrial protein 1-like. The transcript has a single exon. Lineage: Eukaryota; Metazoa; Chordata; Mammalia; Artiodactyla; Hippopotamidae. The record is from RefSeq and is a predicted model, not a curated record. Bases 22 to 165 code for a protein of 47 amino acids.